This is a messenger RNA of Eupeodes corollae, 4696 nucleotides long. It is a transcript of the gene Ptpmeg, whose product is annotated as tyrosine-protein phosphatase non-receptor type 4. Bases 704 to 3520 code for a protein of 938 amino acids. The record is from RefSeq and is a predicted model, not a curated record. NCBI's taxonomy places the organism in Eukaryota, Metazoa, Arthropoda, Insecta, Diptera, Syrphidae. Gene Ontology annotation, biological process: protein dephosphorylation. Gene Ontology annotation, molecular function: protein tyrosine phosphatase activity; cytoskeletal protein binding. Gene Ontology annotation, cellular component: cytoskeleton. The transcript is spliced from 13 exons.
UUUUAGUUUAAUUAUGGCGGCGUGCAGAUUGUAGACAAAGAAAACGACCAAUCGCUUUCGGUUUUUUCUCACAUCGAAUUUAAUUUUUGAAUUUUUCUCUCUAUUUUAUCCAAUUUAUAAUAUAUGUAAACUUUUUCCAAUCGCUUUAAAAAACAACCACAAAGUUAAAAACAACAACUUCCUUUCACAAAACUUUUUUAAAUUUGCUUUUUUCUAUAUAAAACCUUCGAACGUCGGUAUUUUUCGAGUGAAAAAAGAAAAAGUAAAACUGAUGAUCCUUUUUUUAAAACCAAAACUUCAAAACUUGUAUUUCAACAAAUUUGUCUCCCCUCUCCGUGAGUGUGUUUUUUCUUUCCUAUAUUUUAUUUUAAAGUCCAAUUGUUUAAAAAAGUGAAUAAAAUAAAACAUUGUCCUUCUUUUUAUGCAAAGUGUAAUCCCAGAAAAAGAGAAUAAAAAUAUUCUCAUUAAAAAUUAAAGUGAAAAAUAAUUUAAACAAAAAGAAUCAAGUCUGUGCUGAAGAAGAAAAACAAAAAUCCAACCAAAUUCAUAUCAAGAGCAAGUUGUAUAAUUAAAUAAAUAAAAGAAAAGAUAAACAGCCCCCAACACCGCCAUCAAUUUUAUAUCAAAAGUUUACAACAACAACAACCAAAACAACAACUAUUAGAAAGAAAGAAACUCCAACAAGUUCAAAUUAUGGACUGCAAUGCUUGAACGGUUUCGUCUAGGUGGAUUGAGUGGGACCUAUCGCAUUCGUAGUGCAGAACUGGCGCGCGAUAAGAAACAACGACAACAAUGUGUCACUGUACUAUUCCUAGAUGACAGUACACACACCUUUCGGAUUGAUAAACGCGCCAAAGGCUCUGAAUUACUUGAUCAAGUUUUUCAGUUCCUGGAGCUAUCCGAAAGGGAUUAUUUUGGCCUGCUGUUUCCACAGAAACCUGGUGAUGUUGUUCGGUGGGUCGAUGCACAUAAGCAAUUCAAGAAACAAUGGAACAGCAGCUCACUGGAUCCCGAUGCCGUUCCAAUAUUAGAAUUUAGAGUUAAGUUUUAUGUAAGUGAUCCAAGUCGACUACAGGAAGAGUAUACAAGAUAUCAAUUUUAUUUACAAAUCAAGAGGAAUAUAUUUCUGGGUAAAUUGCAGUGCUCCUUGGGCACUCAAUGCCUCUUGGCUAGUUAUACCGUGCAAUCUGAAUUAGGUGAUUUUAAUCCGGCCGAACAUCAACCUGGUUACUUGAGUUGUUUGCAAUUACUAGUGGACCAAAAUGACGAUUCCGAACGUCGAAUAUCAGAAUUACAUAAAUUGCACCGAGGACAACUGCCUGCGGAUGCUGAAUAUAAUUAUUUAGAGCAGUCAAAACGUUUGGAUUUUUAUGGAAUUGAUUUACACAAAGCGACGGAUUCAAGUGGCAAGGAAAUGCAACUGGGAGUAGCCUCUAUUGGGCUGUUGGUAUUCCAAAAUAGUAAUCGAGUUAAUACAUUCUCAUGGUCAAAAAUGGUUAAGGUAUCAUUUAAACGGAAGGAUUUUUUCAUUCAACUUAGACGAGAACCGUCGGAACAUUAUGACACUCUAUUGGGCUUCUGUGUGGGUUCCCAUAAACAUGCCAAAGCCUUAUGGAAAUCCUGUGUUGAACAUCAUUCUUUCUUUAGACUGAAACGCCCUCAUCGGCUUUCGCGCUUCCUUAAUAUAAGCUUGGGAUCAAAAUUCUAUUAUUCUGGCCGAACAGAGUUACAGGCUGUGCAAGAGAGCAGACAACGGGGGAAGAUCCACAAAGCUUUUGUUCGAUCGCCAAGCAAACGACUGAUUCAACAUACGUCCUCGCCAGCAAAUGGUACAUCCGAUAGUAAUGGCACUUCCAUAAAUGGAAAGAAUGCCACAUCAAUAUUAACAAUAACAAAAACAAGCCGUCCGCAUGACAAUAAGGUGACCUCAAAACAAACGGACUCGAUGCCCAGAAAGGCCUGGGAACAACAAAGCGAUGAGUACGAUAUUCAAAUUGAGGGUGGCUUUAUAGAGCAAUGUACCCGUCGAUACGAGUCCCCAAUCCCUCCAGCCUACAGCUCAGAAAACCACAGUCCAAUUCCGUCCGGUGGUGGUGAUGCUGAUAAUCUGAUAACAAUACGCCUGCACUCUGACGAACAAGGUCGCUUCGGUUUCAAUGUGAAGGGUGGCAUUGAUUUGAGUCUGCCCGUGCAGGUGUCCAAAGUUGUGCCUCACACCCCUGCCGAUCGAUGUACGCCUCGAGUGUGUGAGGGCGAUGAAGUUGUGAUGAUCAAUGGGCAAGAUGUUCUCGGUUUGAAGCACGAACAAGUUGUGAACUUGAUUCGAGAAUCUCGGGAGUAUCGAAAUGGAGAACUCUCGCUCACGGUGCGACCAAAUUCUCUCGUUACAAUGUCCGAGGAGGAGCCUCUUUAUCAAUAUGUCCCGGAGAAUGACGAAAUUGGUGGAUCUCAGAAUAUGUUGGAUGGUGAUGCUUUAUUCACACAGAGUUUGCUUCUCCUGAGCGAUGGACUCGCAUCGGGGGCGUUGUUGGCUCAAUACGAGCAGAUGUACAGGAAGAAUCCAGACUUGGCCAUAAGUGAGGCGAAGAAACCCGAGAACAUUGCGAAAAAUCGUUACAGGGACAUUUCACCAUAUGACUGUACCCGAGUGGUGCUUAUAAACUGUAAUUCAGGAGACUACAUCAACGCCAACUAUGUGAAUAUGGAAAUCCCAGGAGGGGCAGUCAAUCGUUACAUAGCAACUCAGGGUCCCUUGGCUAGUACGACCACCGAUUUCUGGCGAAUGGUUCAACAGGAGUCCAGUCAUUUGGUAGUGAUGUUGACCACUGUCAUGGAAGCCGGACGACAAAAAUGCCACCAAUAUUGGCCAGUCACUGGUGACGAACUUAUGCUAGCCGAUGGAUUCUCGGUGAAGUGUCUGAGUGAAAAAGCCGACGAAACUGGAAGUUUUGUAUUUCGAGAGUUUAUUCUCAUCGACAAGAAAACAUCUGAACGACGUUCAAUACAACACAUGCAAUAUUUAGCAUGGCCAGAUCAUUGUGUACCGUCCGAUCCGAAUUUAUUUUUAGAAUUUACCGAAAGAGUGCGUUCGGCACGCAAUAAAACAUUGCUGCAGGAAAUCGAGGAAAGUCUGAAGCAGGUUCGUCUUUUGGAUGCCGAUGCUGAUGCUGAGAAUGGUGGCGGCUUAUCUGGGGAGAGGAAGUGUAUGGCGAGCAAUGGAGUGACGCCCGAAGAUGAGAUACCAGUUUCGACAAGUGUUCAUCAGUGCAUAAGCGCUGCAAAUCCACCUGUGAUAGUUCAUUGCUCAGCCGGGAUAGGUCGUACCGGUGUUCUUAUUCUUAUGGACACUGCAUUAGCGUUAAUGGAAUCUAAGGAACCAGUCUAUCCGUUGGAUAUUGUCCGGACAAUGCGGGAUCAACGUGCUUGCAUGGUUCAGAAUGUCAGCCAAUACAGAUUUGUAUGUGAAUGCAUUUGUGCAGCUUAUAUGAAAAUGUCAAAGAGUGCUGCUAACGAAGAGUGAUAAAUAAUUUUAUUUUAAUAUUUUUUGUUUGUUUAAAACUAAAUCCAUUUGUACUUCUUAACUAGUAUUAUUAUACCUAUUUAAAUCAUCAUAAAUAAGUAAAAGUAAUCGAAACAACACACUUUGAGCCCUCUGCCCCCCCUUACUUAAACUAAACUAUUUGUAAUUGUAAAAAAAAAAACAAUUCUCACUAUCAAUGACCAAAUCACAUAAUUUAAUUAAGUUAACCCACUUUCUGGGAUCACAUUAUUAUGUCUGCCUAGUACCUACAUAUAUCUGCAGCUUAACAAAAGAAAAAUAAGCAUUUAAACACACAAACAGACAUGGAACAAGAUUUAUGUUUUUUUGACUUCUAAGGAAAAUGAGAAGCAAAACUGUUUAACUUGAGUUUAAUCACAUAGCAACAGGACUGCACAUAAUUAUUUAAUUUUAAUUUUAGUAUUAUCUCCAAAGUAAACGAAAAUUAUCCAAGCAAAGAGCUUCCAUUUUAAGAUUUCUUAUUUUUCUUCCUUAUAAGUGAAAAGUUUUUAAAAUCUUGUAUAUUUUUUGAAUAAACUCAAGACUUAGCAGUUAACUUUAAAAAAACAGAAAGAAAAGAAAAACAACUCAUAAAGUAAUAAAAUUAUUAUUUAUUAGUUUUUAAAUUCUCCUUGUGUUGUAUUUUGUAUACAAAAGUAACUAAGUUUUUUUUUGUGUAGCAUUUUGUUUAGUUUAGAAAAUAAUACAAUUAUAAUUAAUACAUUCAUCGUAAAUAUAUCCUUAGCGUAAUAAAAAUGGAAUUAUUAUUAUUAAUAUAUUCUUUAAAAAAAUAUAAGAAAAAAAGAUAAACCUUAUCUUUAUAACAAUGACUUUAUUUAUUUUGUUAUUAUUUGAAUUUAGUUUUUUUAUUAUUAUUAUUCUUAUAGUAAACAAAAUGGAAAGAAAAAAGAAGAAGAUAAUUAUGUAUUCAAAAAAAGAAAAGGAUUACAGAACAAACAAAUCACCACCACCUUUGGUGUAAAACUCUGUAUACCAUAUAAGUAUUUUUCAUCAUCUCUAUUGCUAUCACUGGCCCCUGUGUAAACUGUAUAAUUAUUAUUCUUAUUACUAUAUUAUAUAUAUUAUAAUUUAUGUAUGUAAUGAUUUAAGUUAAACAAAACAUCUAAUAAACAAUACAAAAAACUUUAAAAACAAAAA